AUGAUAGUACAAAAUAUAGAUCCAAAUAACAAUUCAAAAACAAAUAAUAAUAAUACCAGUGAAAAUAAUAACAAUUUAAAAACAAAUAAUAAUAAUAUCAGUGAAAAUAAUAACAAUUCAAAAACAAAUAAUGAUAAUACUAGUGAAAAUAAUAAAAAUUCAAAAACAAAUAAUAAUAAUACUAGUGAAAAUAAUAACAAUUCAAAAACAAAUAAUGAUAAUACUACAAUAGUGCAAAGUAUAGAUUUAGAUUACAAUUUAGAAACAAAUAAUAAUACCAAUAAAAAUA
Molecule: messenger RNA, 289 nt
Organism: Dentiscutata erythropus
Lineage: Eukaryota; Fungi; Glomeromycota; Glomeromycetes; Diversisporales; Gigasporaceae
Source: the annotation of a GenBank genome assembly